Apaloderma vittatum (bar-tailed trogon) is the source of this 643-nucleotide messenger RNA. Its product is annotated as phosphatase and actin regulator 1-like. The record is from RefSeq and is a predicted model, not a curated record. The annotation marks the transcript as partial. Gene Ontology annotation, biological process: stress fiber assembly; cell motility. Gene Ontology annotation, molecular function: actin binding. NCBI's taxonomy places the organism in Eukaryota, Metazoa, Chordata, Aves, Trogoniformes, Trogonidae. The transcript has 3 exons.
UGGCGAGAGGGCAGUGAGCGGGUUAGCUGUGUCUCCGCUAGAAAUACUUGCGUGAGGCAGGAAGCAGGCAUGGGAGGAAGGAAAUUAAGUGGAGACAUCUGUGCGGCUUAGCUUGCAGCAGCUCUGCCUGGGCUGGGAGUGGGAGACUCAUGCCUAAGAUGACAUAACGUCAUUUUGUCUUUUUUUUCGUGAGCUGGAAACAAGAGGAAAGCUGUGAAAGCGAAGCAUGGUCUGUGUCACGCAUGGUCCGGGCGUACCGAGUACAUAAUGGAGCAGUGUCAGGGCUUUCUGCUCUGCUUUUCACGCCCCAAAAUAAGUCUUCAAGACAGAGAACUGAGGAGAAUGUGAUAUGGUCCAAAAACUGAUCUUGGACUUUUUUCGCAGACGACUGAGCCAGAGGCCGACUGCUGAAGAAUUGGAGCAGAGGAACAUACUGAAACCCCGGAAUGAGCAAGAGGAGCAGGAGGAAAAACGAGAGAUAAAGAGAAGAUUAACGCGUAAGCUGAGCCAAAGGCCCACGGUAGAAGAGCUGCGUGAGAGGAAGAUCCUCAUCCGCUUCAGCGACUACGUGGAAGUGGCCGACGCGCAGGACUACGACAGGAGGGCGGACAAACCCUGGACACGGCUCACAGCCGCCGACAAA